AUGAGCCAAGAUAAGAGAAAUGAUGACACAACACAGGCUGAUCCGGUAACUACGAAUAAUGACUCUAGAAAAGAGAAGAUUGAGCAAAUUGAAAAGUACAAACAAGAGUCCACCUUGCUUAUUCAUAAUAUAAAACAGCUACAGCAAUUGAACAACAAACUAAACAACGACCUAGUGUACAUCCAGGACUAUGUUAGCAAACUAAUCAAGCAGUGA
This is a messenger RNA of Lodderomyces orthopsilosis Co 90-125, 216 nucleotides long. RefSeq lists its product as uncharacterized. NCBI's taxonomy places the organism in Eukaryota, Fungi, Ascomycota, Pichiomycetes, Serinales, Debaryomycetaceae. The transcript has a single exon. The record is from RefSeq and is a predicted model, not a curated record. Bases 1 to 216 code for a protein of 71 amino acids.